UUAAUUGAAGCUAGCCGAAAGAAUUUGAGCAAGCAGGUCCUGCUUCUUUUUCUUGUUUUUGUUUUUCCUUAUUAUAUGUUCACCUCUUACUUUCACUCUUUGCAUAGACUAGCUCCAGAGUGGCUGAGUUUAGCUAAUAUUUGUUGCUUUUGCGUAUCAAAGAUGACAUCUGGAUUAAGUUAUAGCCCUUUGAGAUGUAGCCUUGGUUUGCCUGCAAGAGGUCUUGGGUCACACAAGAAGCAAGUUAUGUUCUUUCGUAAUCUUGGUGUGUCUGUCGAUCGACUCUGUCCGCAAAGAAAUGGUUUGGUUUCAACAACAUGGAGACAUAAGCAAACCACUCCUUGCGUGAAAUGUGCAAUGGAUUCAACAUUUGGCGAUGCUGCUAAUGAUUCGACUGCUAUAUUUCCUAGAAUCCAUAUUCGAGACCCUUACAAGCGGCUAGGAAUCAGCCGAGAAGCCUCUGAAGAAGAGAUCCAAUCUGCAAGGAAUUUCUUGAUACAAACUUACGGGGCCCACAAGCCAAGCGUGGAUGCAAUCGAGUCGGCACACGAUAAAAUCAUAAUGCAGAAGUUUCACGAGAGGAAGAACCCUAAGAUCAACGUCAAGAAAAAGGUUCGAGAGGUAACACAGCACAAAUAUGUCCAGGCUGUCGCCAGCAGGUUUCGAACCCCGGCCACUAAUGUGAUCGUGAAGACUUCAAUUGCUUUCAUAGCACUCGGGGCCCUCACUGUUCUCUUCCCGACUGAAGAUGGACCUACUCUUCAAGUUGCUGUCUCUUUGUUGGUUACUAUGUAUUUUAUUUAUGAUCGGCUGAAGAGCAAGUUAUGGGCAUUUCUCUAUGGGGCUGGAAGUUUUGCUUUUUCAUGGCUUCUGGGGACUUUUUUGAUGGUUUCUGUGGUGCCGCCUAUACUCAAAGGGCCAAGAAGCUUGGAAGUGACUACUUCAUUGAUAAGCUACAUUAUCCUAUGGGUUUCUUCUACUUAUCUUCGGUAAUCAGUUUUCGUACAUGUGUCCGAUUUUGUCAGAUUUACAUUAGUUUUUUUCUGUUUUGAAGCAAUGAGAAAGUUUUUGACUGCUUUAUGUGGUGCCUCCAGUUGCUGUGUUUACUGUUAAGGAAUGAGAUGCAGAUUAUUAAAUAGAGUGUUCGUUUAGGUUUACUGAAAUUUCGGUGAUCCAUGGAUAGUUUUGUCUUCACGACAGGCUAAAAAGCCCGGAACUUAUUGAGUUUACCUUUCUUUUUGAAAAUUUAAUUCUGCAGUCAUCGAUUGUUUGUUAUUUUUGUACUUUCAGAACAGGUUUUU
Striga asiatica is the source of this 1301-nucleotide messenger RNA. Lineage: Eukaryota; Viridiplantae; Streptophyta; Magnoliopsida; Lamiales; Orobanchaceae. The record is from the annotation of a GenBank genome assembly.